AUGCCAAUGAUUAUGGACGACGCCAUCAAUGUUGACGAUUUGUUUGGCGAGUCGGCCUCUCUCGAGCUGGGCUUGCCAGCGACCGCCCCUACCUCCAACUCCACCAAAGGUCUUGCUCAGCGCCUAGAUGAGAUGCGACUCUUGGGGUGCUGUCAGAAGAUUGCUUGGUCUAAACAGGGCUGCAUUGCCUAUAUCUCUCAAGAUACACUGAGAGUGAAUCUUCGUCACCUGGAAUGCCGACCAUCUGAUGGGAAGUGGGUGCUGAGUGAUGACACUCCAUUGCACCCAGUGGCAGAGGCCCAUGGGGGCCAGCCGCUUGUCCACUUAUGCUGGAAUGAAAUUGGAUCUGAAUUAGCCGUGGUUGACUCGUCUGGACGAGUUUCGAUCUAUAAUAUUGCGAUUUCUCUUAACAGUCUAGCUGGGCAACGUCAGGCGACUUUUGAUUCAAUCGAUGAUGGAGCUCAGAUUGUCGGCAUGAUGUGGCUGAAUAUUCAACGUUCCGUCCAUGCUUUCAAUGUAGCAGCCAUGGUGCAAGGGCGCCGGGCGUAUUCGCCAUUUCGACGCCGCCCAAUAGGCCCCUUUCACCCAGCUGGAAAAGCCGCUUUGCUAUGUGUAACCAGAUCCGGCAUCAUCAGGCUCUUGUACCAGAAUCCCGACAACAAAUGGGCAGAAAUCUCUGCAGAACUAAAGAAUGCGAGCUACUCCGACCGACUUCUUACUCAUGCGGCCAUAGUGGCCACUCAGAAUGGAAUUCUCAUCGCUACUCACUCUGCAUGCCAAAAGAUCUACUUCUAUCGAGUGCAGAUUAACUGGACUCCUGCACAAUGGGAUCCGAGCCAGUUGAAGCAGGCACCAAAUCAAUUCCCAGUUCCAAGUUUUCGCUUCAUGCAUUCUAAAGUUGAGGCUCCUUGUAUUAUACCAAGUGCAAGCCGCAAUGGGGAAGCAACCGGCGAUGAAUUGUCACCCUCUACCAACCCACUAUAUUGCCUCACCCGCCUGGAUAUAGUCCUCGCCGCACAUGACAAUUCUGCUGGGAUGACUACAAAUCCAUGGAUAAUUGCUGUUUUCUCGAUCCCCCCUCACGCUACCCCUGAUCACUCACAGCAACAGAGCCCCUCCAGUGUCAUUGUCCGAUGGCAAUUAGAGUCUGCUCCACAGGUGCUUCACCCAAAAUUUGACGAGGUAAACUCAAAGAAGAACAAUGCUCAAAUAAAACCAAAGUCCGUGCUACGGCGACUGGACGACAUGUAUUGCGACAGAUAUGUCACUACGAUAGAGCAGACGGAGCAUGGAAACGUACUAGCUGUCACGUACGACGAUAGUUCGGUCACUUUCUAUGAUCCAAAGACGAUGGCCGUCUUGAAUGGAACUGAUGAUACGAAUACACUGAGUAGCUUAGCCCAUGCAGGAUUCCAUUAUCCUCCUGACUCUGCAGCAGGUCUACACAUCAGCUUCUCCCCCAGUGGCUGUAACGCUGUCACGCUGGAUGGAGAAGGGCAGGCGCAGCUACGGGUGAUGGAACACUCGUAUGGCGCGGAAAAUGGACUUUACGAUGAAAAUAAAUUCUCUGCUGCUAUUGCCUCCUUGACAUUGGCAUUCUGCCGCGGAUGCGGAAGCGAGUUUAAUACCGAUGAUAUUUUGUUAAUUUUGAAACGGCAAGCGUCACCUGAUGCGCAAAUAUCUUUCAUCAAUGAAGUUUACCGCGCUCUAGGAGUCAACUGCAACUAUACACAGGAAAAUGAUAAAUUGAUGAGCCAUCAGUAUUUACCAAAAUGCCUCAGCGUACAAGCCGCGCUGGGGUUCAUUGAUAAAUACAAAUCGCGGAACUUUGCAUCUAAUGUACCGUGGACAAUUCUUCAGCUUCGUCAUGCUUCUGUCCUAUAUGCGCUGUUCCUCCAGUAUCUUAAAGGAGGUGUACAGGCAGAACCACCCGAUGCAGAUGCUAUACGUAUUUUACUUGGAAAUACGAAAUGGGCUCUAGACUUGUUACAUUAUGUUUUGAACGAUCUUCUUGACCUCGCAGAUGAUCUAGAGAGCUUGCUUUCCGACCAGGAGGCUUUUGCCCAAAAAUUGAAAACCAUAAAUUCUCUACCCCUGAUCAUCCUCCUCUCUAGUAUGUCCCGAGCCUUCCUGCGCUUCAUCUGCCGCGGCUUGCGAGGAAUUCAGGCCGGCUAUGCUACUGCACCUCUGACGGGCGAUGCUGGCGUCUACUAUGCCGAGAUUUAUCAAACUCUAGAAACAUCGCCUGUGCGAAUUGACGUUUAUGAGAAAUUGCUUGCUGGGGUGGACUCGACCGUGCGACAUGUCUAUGUUGGAGCGGGCUUUGGUGACAACGAACGGCCAGGGCCUGAAAAGGAACUCUUAGUCAACGGCCGUAUCCCCCCUGUUCUUGUUACAGCAGUCUCUACUAUUCUCCGACAGACGGUCCCCACGCUUAAGCCUGAGAUCGAUCGCAUGGCUAUCUAUAUAGGUGACUACAGUUGGCUCGGCCUUGGGUCCGACCCACGUGCAGAGUUGUAUCGGAGGACCCGGGACGUGGAUAUCAUCAAGAAGAUUCCUUUCAGAAGCCCGACAUCUGCGGGCUCGGACGAGGCUCAAAGCGGAAAGCACAAUCCCAGCCAGGUGCGCAGACGAUGCGUCCGUUGUUGCGAGAUUAUGUGCGGUGCGUACCCGCCACGCCCACAGCUAUCGUCUCGCAUGAUGUACAAAUUGGGCUAUGUGCGGUAUUGUAUCUGUGGAGGAGGAUGGACUCUGGAGUCGGACUUCCACCGCUAG
This is a messenger RNA of Aspergillus bombycis, 2775 nucleotides long. Its product is annotated as mediator of RNA polymerase II transcription subunit 16. Gene Ontology annotation, molecular function: protein binding. Bases 1 to 2775 code for a protein of 924 amino acids. The transcript is spliced from 9 exons. Gene Ontology annotation, cellular component: mediator complex. Gene Ontology annotation, biological process: positive regulation of DNA-templated transcription. NCBI's taxonomy places the organism in Eukaryota, Fungi, Ascomycota, Eurotiomycetes, Eurotiales, Aspergillaceae. The record is from RefSeq and is a predicted model, not a curated record.